GCUUGUCUCUGUGCUCUGCUCUUGUGUCAGUUUUGUUCUCGCUGCGCCCCCUGACGGUGAAUCCAGAGACAGUCUCUGACAGACCGUGUCGACCUCUCGGCAGGGAGAAUGGCGCCCCCUGGCGACCAUGGGGCUACUGGCUAAAGGCUGCUCUGCGCUCAGCCGCCUGGUCACCAUCCGACUCUUGAAGCGCUUGUACGAUGAUGAGAGAUGAGGCGCCUCGGUGCUUGUCUAAAAAAAAAGAGGAAAAUAGACUUGACAUUAGCAUAAUGGCUGAUAAAACAUGAGUUAUUACCUGUAACACAUAGGAUCAAGUGUAUCCCUAUAUUCACAUCUUACGCAAUUUAAAAACAAGUAGACUACAGUAAAACAUUCCAGGUUUAAAGAUUUUGCGCGAGAUGUAGGCCUAGACAAAUAAUAAAUCAGAGUGUUGAUAAAUCGACAUAAAAACGAAAUGCCUAUAGUGAAAUUUGAUGCCUAACACAGAACAGACCUCCUCCAAAGCCCGUUGGCUCCUCACUUCGCUAUGCGCCCGUCCAGCCAGCCAGACACAACCUAAGCAGCGGUUCACUAACUCCUUCCCCCGCCCCAAGCUCUCAUUGUCCCCCUCCAAGAUGGAGGCGCUGGAGGUUUUGGGGGGCUACCCGACCAAGCCCUCGAACCCUCGAUCACGAAUGGUCAGGGUUCUACUGAGUAUGACUGUUGUUAUGGGAUGUUUAUUAAUGUUACAUAGUUUUCUCAAAAUCACUAAGUCGCGGAAGCCGCAAGAUUUCUACUCUUUUGAGGUGAAGGACGCCAAAGGGAGAAGCGUUUCUCUGGAGAGAUACAGAGGCAAAGCGUCUCUGGUUGUCAACGUGGCGAGCCACAGCGAACACACAGAGAAUAACUAUCGCUCUCUGCAAGAGCUGCACCGGGAACUGGGGACGUCCCAUUUCAACGUGCUGGCUUUUCCCUGCGGCCAGUUCGGGGAGACCGAGAUGGGGACCAGCCGGGACAUCGAGGCCAACGCCAAGAACACCCAUGGCGUCACCUUCCCUAUUUUCAGUAAGAUCAAAAUCAUGGGAUCGGAGGCGGAGCCAGCUUUCAAAUUCAUAACAGAUUCUGUAAAAAAGAUUCCGAAGUGGAACUUCUGGAAGUUCCUGGUGAACCCUGAGGGCCAGGUGGUGAGGUUCUGGAAGGCAGAGGAGCCCGUGGACAGCGUUCGUCAGGAGGCCACGGCCAUGGUGCGCGAGAUCAUUCUGAAGAAAAGGGCAGAACUCUAACAGCGUGGAACUUGUCAAGACAGGAGUGACUACACCUCUGAGUUCAAUUGAACGUUCCUGGGGUACUGUACGACGGACGAACAUUUCAACACACUUUAAUAUGAUUUGACCACUUUGACAAACUUUGCAGAAGAUCAUGUUCAUUGCACUGUAGGUGGGUUUAGUAUUUUACUGGAUGGCAAUAGGACUAGAAUAGGAGCCUGUGUGUGUGUGUGUGUGUGUGUGUGUGUGUGUGUGUGUGUGUGUGUGUGUGUGUGUGUGUGUGUGUGUGUGUGUGUGUGUGUGUGUGUGUAAUAUAGAUUUUCUUUGUGUCAGUACUCUCUGGUAGCUGCAUGUACACAUGGCCAUCUUGUUCAGUUUGUCUUGUUCUGAGAUAGAUUAAAGACUGUUAUGUUUA
Molecule: messenger RNA, 1659 nt
Organism: Oncorhynchus kisutch (coho salmon)
Lineage: Eukaryota; Metazoa; Chordata; Actinopteri; Salmoniformes; Salmonidae
Product: probable glutathione peroxidase 8
Exons: 3
Coding region: 474-1262 (262 amino acids)
Biological process (GO): response to oxidative stress
Molecular function (GO): glutathione peroxidase activity
Source: RefSeq, a predicted model, not a curated record